This is a messenger RNA of Eupeodes corollae, 5985 nucleotides long. RefSeq names its product calpain-D (gene sol). The record is from RefSeq and is a predicted model, not a curated record. NCBI's taxonomy places the organism in Eukaryota, Metazoa, Arthropoda, Insecta, Diptera, Syrphidae. Gene Ontology annotation, molecular function: calcium-dependent cysteine-type endopeptidase activity. The transcript has 11 exons. The coding region runs from base 317 to 5740 and encodes 1807 amino acids. Gene Ontology annotation, cellular component: cytoplasm. Gene Ontology annotation, biological process: proteolysis.
GCUUUACUUUUUUCCAUCUCGAGAACCCAAAAGGAGUGAUGUCUACCAAAGACAAAAACGAAAAUCCCCUUGUUUUUGAUAAUUUUGCACGGUCACCGCAAUAAUUUGUUUUCUUUUUCCAAUUCCCCAAAUACAGUUGCUUGUAUCCACUUAAUAUCAUUUCACUUAAAUCGUCAUUCAUAAAAAUACGAAUCACACAGUCUAUGAAUUGAUAAGAAACACUCAAAAAAAGAGAGACCUUCGUGUAAGAGAAGAAAAAAAUCAAAAAUUUUGUUUGCAAAAUCACUCAGAGCCAUGUUUGUAUCCUCACCAAAAAAUGGGUACAAUUGCUUCGGUGCUACAAUGGACAUGUACAAAUUGUAACAUAAUCAAUCCUACUGAGUGUUUGAAAUGUGUAAAAUGCGGUAAUAUCCGAAAAAUUCUCUCAUCAUCAACGACAACGACGACAACAUCGUCGGCGAAUCAUCUUCAUCACCAUCAUCCACCGAAACAUCCAUUGUCUGGGAAGUCUGGGUCGCCUGGAUCAUGCAAUGCAAAUGAUCCUGCUCAUGCUGGUGGCGGAGCAACCCCCUCUUCAAGUGGUGAAUGCCCCCAAGGAGGCUCUUGUCAAAACCGUGCUGCCAUUACCACCGACACCGAAAACCAACAGCAGCACCAGCAACAACAACAAAUUGCCUCCCCCAACACCACCCUACCGGGAUAUGUUGAAAUCAGUUCUCAUGGAAACGAGUCUCGGCGUGUUUACAAAACCCUUUUGCGUGGUUGUCUAAGGAGGCCACAGCGACAUCAUCCAAAUGUACCCCAAGUCAAUUGCAUUAUCUGCGAAGAUACACGAAAGUAUAUAAAAAAUUCAAUCGAGCUUUUCCAUCAUUUUUCGAAUCCAAGUUUAAAUCGUCGCUGGAUCUGCCAGGAUUGUGAAUUGGAAAAUAAUUCGGUGACAUGGCAUUGUGUAACAUGUGAUAGCGUAAGCUACUUAGCACCAAUUUACAAGGAAACCCUAGUCUAUCGGAAACAACAACAUCAACAGCAAAAACAUUUGCAACAGCAAUAUCAACAAAAACAGCUACAACCAAACAAUAACCAAACAACUCCCACUUCAACAAAUGCAAAUGCAAAUGCACAUAAACAUCAAGCCUCAUUCGAGGAUGAUUUAACGGAUAAAAAUGAAAGAAAAAACAAAGCAAAACUGCUAAGACGUACCCGUAGUCUGAGUAUGGACUCUGGAUCGUCGUGUCGAAACUUAUUAACAAAAAGCUGCCAUAUUUGUUUCGUUAAUAAUUGCAAAAACAUAUUUAAUCUACCCGAAUCCAAGGAAUGCAAACAUCCCACUAUAACAACAACUCCAACAGCAACAGUAACAGCAACAGCAAUCACUGGAGGAACAACAACAACAGAAUCAUCAACUAGUAUUCGUUUACCAUCGAUCGGAUUGAAUAAUUCUGGCGGCAGUAGUGGAAGUAGUGGAGGAGCGGCGAUAAUAGCAGAAGUACACAAUCGAGAUCGACGGGUCAACUAUGAUGAAAGAAACAACAUUCGACCGGGUAACCUGUCAAUGUAUAGCAAUCGAAAAACAAAUAAAUCUUUGAGCAACAUUUCUGAUACAGUAUUCGGCGAACAACCAAUACAACACAUUCAUCAAUAUCCCCGUCAGUCAUCAUUUCCUGACUCGCAAACUAGUUCUUUCAGUAGCAUUUCCAAUCAGCAUCUAUGUGAUAUUUGCGGUGUAUGUAAUCGCACCAAUGAAAAUAGUAAUUUGACAAUAACAACAUUGUCUAGAUCGUAUAGCGUCAAUGCGAAUCGUUCUUCGACUAACCCAACGGCACACUCAACAUUUCCACGCAACGGUGUACUAAUUGCCGUCAAAGAUUGGUCGAAGAAUUUGAACAACGACAAUAAUCGACCAAAGAUAACCAUUGGAAUUGGGGCUCCACACCACGAAACCAGGGCCGUUGAUAGUACCAUUUAUGAGACUUUGCUAAAUAGUCGCGCUGGCACCAGUUCGGAACGUGGGAAGCAUUAUCAUCCCAUAGGUCAUCAUAUUCAGCACAUGUAUGAAAACAGCACAAUAAUUCGUCGUGCUAGGCAAAACUUGGAAAAAAUCAAAUUAGUAAGUGGCAGCAAUAACACAUCAUCAUCAUCAUCAGCUGGUGGCACAGAGGUUGGUGAACCAACUACCGAACCGAUUUAUGCUGUGGUCAAUAAAUUGAAUAAGAACAAGAACAAAGCAAGAACUAACAACCAACAACUAAUGGAUGAAGUUAAACAACAUACUCACAUGGUGACAAUAUCUGAAGCGCAUAAACAACAACAACAACAGCAACAUCAAAACGUAGAUUCAUUAUAUGCAUCUAUGAGUGAGUUUAGCAGUUCGCCAGCAGCUAGAAAGCUAACCAAUGUAAACAAUAUCAGCAAUACGAACUGUAAUAUCAAUAAUAAUAAUAAUUUUGCAUGUAAACUCCCCUCAAUUGAGAUAAUGGGAAAUAUGAAAACGACAACAAGUCAUAAUAAUUCAACUGCUGCUGGGACAGCAUCGUCUGCAGUAGCUGUAUCAGGGGCAACAGAUUCAAUGAAUGCUGCUUUAUGUGGACAAUCGAUAGAAUCGGGAGCCUGUGAUAGAUCCGAUAUGAAUAACGAAAACGAAGAAUAUUCCAUCUACGCCAAGGUUUGGAAGGGUCCGAAAAAACCGAGUGAAUCUAAAAUUUCUUCAUCGCAUUUGUCGACUAAAAGUAUUCUUACGAAUUCUUCAAACUCUAACAACGGUAAUAAUCCAAUAACGAAUCCUCCAAGAAUGUGGACAUGCACAAAAUGCUCAUACGCUUAUAAUCGUAUUUGGGUAGAACAAUGUGAUAUAUGUGAGUCAACAAGGAGUCAACCUUCGUUGACACAACCAAGUUUGAUAACUGUAACGAAAAUAGGCGAUACAGUUGCUCCAUCGAUAGAAUCACGAAAGGAACUUAAAUGCAGUACGAAAAUGGGACAGUCCAAAUCGUCUCAUGCAUUCGAUGAGGUACCAUCUAUUGUUGAAGUUCCAAUUGCAACAUUUGAACAGGAUCUAGAAGACGAUUUUCAAUUUAUAACAGGUGAUUCAUCUUCGCAUCCAGGCCAAGAAUGGACAUGUAAAAAGUGCACACUCGUUAAUUCACAUUUAUCAAUGGCAUGCGUUGUAUGCGGUGGAUCAAAACUUAAAAGCAUCACAUCUAUUGAAGACAUGACCUUGAGAAAAGGCGAAUUUUGGUCUUGCAGCCAGUGUACUUUGAAGAAUUCUUUAAAUUCAAACAUAUGCAUUGCUUGCAAAUCAGUUCGAACCAUACCCAUAAUAUCCGGACAACAAACUAAUUUUCGACCAUAUACAUCAACACCAGCUAACAAUAGUAACAGUGGCCAUCAUCAUCAUCAAAAUAAUAAAACACACACAUCACUACAUAAUCGACAUGUGUUGGCAACUUUAAAUACCAAUAACUUAGGGACUGUCACACCGUCGUCGUCGUCGUCAACUGCAUCACCUUCUUUAAGUAGUAAUAAUCAAACGAAUGCAUUGUCGCCACAACAACAUACUUCAGGGAUCUCUUCCUCGAGUCUUGUUCCACCGACACCUAGAACAUCGAGAAGCCCAUCACCUAGACACGAUAGGAUUUCAUCAGGAGCAAUACCAAAGCGUCAUAGUACUGGGGCGGUUGUAACAAGACCAUCUUCCUCAUCAUCAUCUGCAGUUAAUGUUAAUCGUCAUAGCAGUAGCGGUUCCUCGGCAUCAAUUAAAACAUGGCAGUGCCCAGCGUGUACGUAUGAAAACUCCUCAGCUAGCGUUGUCUGUGACAUAUGCUCAAGUCCACGUGGGCUCGCGAAUACACUUCCAACAGAACCAAAUAUCACAAGUGGCAUCAUAGUGGACAUGAAUCGCCAAGAGAGUAAAUUAAUGGAAAACUUGCGCCAGAUCGAAGAAAGCGAAGCUCGCAACAAAUGGGAAAAUAUUAUUCAGUAUUGCAGAGAGAACAAUGAGCUCUUCGUUGAUGAUUCAUUUCCACCAGCCCCGAAGAGUCUCUAUUACAAUCCGGCUACUGGGGGGGAUGGAAACCCGGUUGUUCAAUGGCGCCGGCCGCAUGAAAUAAAUUGUGAUGGCGGAGCGUUUCCCCCGUGGGCUGUAUUUCGAACUCCACUGCCAUCGGAUAUAUGCCAAGGAGUUCUGGGAAACUGCUGGCUUCUUAGCGCUUUGGCUGUUCUCGCUGAGCGUGAAGACCUAGUCAAGGAGGUUCUGGUGACCAAAGAAAUUUGCCCCCAAGGUGCUUAUCAAGUGCGGCUGUGUAAGGACGGAAAAUGGACGACGGUGUUGGUGGAUGAUUUGUUGCCAUGUGAUAAAAGGGGUCAUCUAGUGUAUUCCCAGGCAAAGAGAAAACAGCUUUGGGUACCCCUGAUCGAGAAGGCAGUCGCAAAAAUUCAUGGAUGCUAUGAAGCUCUGGUAUCUGGGCGAGCUAUUGAAGGUUUGGCAACAUUAACAGGUGCUCCUUGCGAAAGUAUUCCCUUGCAACCGAGCUCCCUUCCAAUGCCAAGUGAAGAUGAACUUGAUAAGGAUCUUAUCUGGGCGCAAUUACUGAGCUCAAGAUGUGUAAAGUUCCUGAUGGGAGCAAGCUGUGGUGGUGGCAAUAUGAAAGUAGACGAAGAUGAGUACCAGAGAAAGGGCCUGCGACCGAGACAUGCUUAUUCGGUGCUUGACGUAAAGGACAUUCAUAGUCAUCGGUUAUUAAAACUUAGAAAUCCGUGGGGACAUUAUUCUUGGCGAGGUGAUUGGUCAGAUGACUCCGAUGUUUGGACUGACGAGUUAAGGGAGAUUCUAAUGCCCCAUGGUGCAUCGGAGGGUGUAUUUUGGAUAUCAUUUGAGGAUCUUCUCAAUUACUUUGAUUGCAUUGACAUUUGUAAAGUUAGAUCAGGUUGGAACGAAGUGCGACUGCAAGGAACUCUUCAACCAUUGUGUUCAUUGUCAUGUGUUCUGCUGACAGUACUAGAACCAACUGAAGCCGAAUUUACACUCUUCCAAGAAGGACAACGAAACUCGGAAAAGUCCCAACGAUCACAACUAGAUUUGUGUGUAGUGAUUUUCCGAACUCGUUCACCAGCUAGUCCAGAAGUUGGUAGAUUGGUGGAGCACAGUAAACGGCAGGUCCGUGGUUUCGUUGGCUGCCAUAAAAUGUUAGAACGUGAUAUGUAUUUACUAGUUUGCUUGGCAUUUAAUCAUUGGCACACUGGCAUCGAAGAUCCUCAACAAUAUCCUCAAUGUGUGCUAGCAAUUCAUAGCUCUAAGCGUCUUCUGGUCGAACAAAUAAAUCCGCCAUCACAUCUUCUAGCUGAUGCCAUAAUUAGUCUGACACUUACUAAAGGACAACGACAUGAGGGCCGCGAGGGAAUGACAGCGUAUUACUUGACGAAGGGCUGGGCUGGUCUGGUUGUGAUGGUUGAAAAUCGGCACGAAAAUAAAUGGAUUCACGUGAAAUGUGAUUGUCAGGAAAGCUACAACGUCGUUUCAACGAGAGGAGAAUUGAAGACUGUCGACUCCGUGCCUCCAUUGCAAAGGCAAGUGAUAAUAGUCCUGACCCAACUAGAAGGAAGUGGGGGUUUUAGUAUUGCCCACCGGCUGACGCAUCGUUUAGCAAAUUCACGUGGUCUCCACGAUUGGGGUCCACCGGGUGCUACACAUUGCCCCCCUAUAGAGAAUGUACAUGGUUUGCAUGCGCCUCGUUUAAUAACGUGAUUGAUAAAUAAACAAUUGAACAAACAAACAAAAGGAGAUUAAUUAAACUAAAAAUUAAAAACAAAAAAGAGAAAAUAAAAAAAAACAAAUACUAGUCGCGAGGCGAAGCUACACAAUACAAAGAAUAUUAUUAAAAAAAAAGUGUUUAGAAUUAUUAUAUAUUAGUGUACCCAUUAAGAUUAAAGUUAAAUACCGAUAAUGUUUAAGAAUUAUAAAAUAUACUUCAAUAUACAAAACAAAAUUGA